AUGUCAGAACCCCAGUUCUUUGAGACGAUCACCAAGUCCUUUACCGACGUCAAGGUAGAUGAAAAGGGCGUCAAUACUGCCGAUUUCUGCGAGGCCUCCGAGAACUUGGUCAAGAUCUUCGGCCUGUUCGGCAACCCAGCAUUCUCGGUCGUCCAGAACGACUUGACAGGCAACAUUGCUAAAGUCCGCGCCUACCUCCUCCACAACCCUACCGACGGCGACACCCUCGAAUCCCUGCUCAAGACCGACAAGGACAAGAAGGCUACGACCGGUCUCCUCUGGCUUCUCCGUGGACUCAAGUUCACCUCUUUGGGUUUGCGUGAGAACGUCAAUAACCCAAAAGAGGAGCUCAGCGCUAGUUUCACAAAGGGGUACGAGGGCAGUUUGAAGAAGUACCACGGCUUUGCGGUCAAGCCAAUCUUCUACCUCGCAAUGAAGGCCUGCCCUUACCGCGCCACAUUCUACCCCAAACUCGGUCAACCGCAGGACGUCGUUAUGGAGAAGCUGGAGGCUUGGCUAGCGGCUCUCGAGGAGCUUGUCAAGAAGGAAGAGGGCGUCUUUAAGUCGGGUGGCUACGGCGAAGUAUAG
This is a messenger RNA of Dioszegia hungarica, 588 nucleotides long. Its product is annotated as glycolipid transfer protein domain-containing protein. Gene Ontology annotation, biological process: intermembrane lipid transfer; ceramide transport. Gene Ontology annotation, cellular component: cytoplasm; membrane; cytosol. The record is from RefSeq and is a predicted model, not a curated record. The transcript has 5 exons. Gene Ontology annotation, molecular function: ceramide 1-phosphate binding; ceramide 1-phosphate transfer activity. NCBI's taxonomy places the organism in Eukaryota, Fungi, Basidiomycota, Tremellomycetes, Tremellales, Bulleribasidiaceae. Bases 1 to 588 code for a protein of 195 amino acids.